AUGCUCCGGUUCCUCCGAUUGCUGCUGCUCCUGCUGCUGCUGCCUCCCCUGCUGCCGCUGCCUCCCCCGGGGUCUCCUGAGCCCCCGGGCCUGACGCCGCUGUCCCCGGGGGGUGCCCCCCAGGCCCCCGACUUGCUCUACGCCGACGGGCUGCGCGCCUACGCGGCCGGGGCUUGGGCGCCGGCCGUGGCGCUGCUGCGGGAGGCGCUGCGCAGCCAGGCGGCGCUGGGCCGCACGCGGCGGGACUGCGGGGCCAGCUGUGCGGCCGAGCCGGGCGCCGCGCUGCCCGCCCUGCUUCCCGGCGUCCCGGGGCCCGACGCCGGGCCGGGCCGGGCGCAGGGGUCCUGGGAGCGCCUGCUCCUCCGCGCCGCGCUCCGCCGCGCCGAGUGCCUGACCCAGUGCGCGGCGCGGCGGCUGGGCCCCGGGGGCGCGGCGCGGCUGCGCGUGGGGAGCGCGCUGAGGGACGCCUUCCGCCGUCGGGAGCCCUACAACUACCUGCAGCGGGCCUACUACCAGUUGAAGAAGGUGGACCUGGCAGCAGCCGCAGCGCACACCUUCUUUGUUGCAAACCCAACACACCUGCAGAUGCGGGAGGACAUGGCUAAGUACAGACGAAUGCGUGGGGUUCGGCUCCAGAGCUUCCGGGACCUGGAGACGCCCCCACAUUGGGCAGCCUAUGACACCAGCCUGGAGCUCCUGGGACGCCAGGAGGCAGGACUGGCACUGCCCAGGCUAGAGGAGGCCCUGCAGGGGAGCCUGGCCGAGAUAGAGAGCUGCCGAGCUGGCUGCGAGGGGCCUGAGCAGCAGCAGGGGGCGGAAGAGGAGGAGGAGGAAGGCGCUGGACGCCAGGGGGGCCUCUAUGAGGCCAUUGCAGAGCACUGGAUUCGGGUCCUGCAAUGCCGGCAGCGCUGUGUGAGUGACACUGCCACACGUCCUGGUCGCAGCUUCCCUGUCCCCGACUUCCUUCCCAGCCAGCUGAGGCGGCUGCACGAGGCCCAUGCUCAGGUGGGGAAUCUGUCCCAGGCUAUGGAAAAUGUCCUGAGUGUUCUGCUCUUCUAUCCGGAGGAUGAGGCUGCCAAGAAGGCUCUGAACCAGUACCAGGCCCAGCUGGGAGAGCCGAGACCUGGCCUUGGGCCGAGAGAGGACAUCCAGUGCUUCAUCCUUCGGUCCCUGGGGGAGAAGAGGCAGCUCUACUAUGCCCUGGAGCACCUGGGGACCAACUUCCAGGAUCCUGAUCCCUGGACCCCAGUGGCCCUCAUCCCUGAGGCACUUAGAGAAAAGCUCAGAGAGGAUCAAGAGAAGAGGCCUUGGGACCAUGAGCUUCCGCAGCCAAAACCCUUAACCUACUGGAAGGAUGUGCUCCUCCUGGAGGGAGUGACCUUGACUCAGGAUGCCAGGCAGCUGAAUGGGUCGGAGCGAGCAGUGUUGGACGGGCUGCUCACCCCAGCUGAAUGUGGGAUUCUGCUACAGCUGGCCAAGGAUGCAGCUGGGGCUGGAGCCAGGUCUGGCUACCGUGGUCGCCGCUCCCCUCACACCCCCCAUGAACACUUUGAGGGGCUCACGGUGCUCAAGGCUGUGCAGCUGGCCCAGGCUGGGACUGUGGGCAGUCAGGGUGCUAAGCUGCUUCUGGAGGUGAGCGAGCGCGUGCGGACCCUGACACAGGCCUACUUCUCCCCGGAACGGCCCCUGCACCUUUCCUUCACCCACCUGGUGUGCCGUAGCGCCAUAGAAGGAGAGCAAGAGCAGCGCAUGGACCUGAGUCACCCAGUGCAUGUGGACAACUGUGUCCUGGACCCCGACACCGGGGAGUGCUGGCGGGAGCCCCCAGCCUACACCUAUCGAGACUACAGUGGAGUCCUCUACCUCAAUGAUGACUUCCAGGGCGGGGACCUGUUCUUCACAGAGCCCAAUGCCCUCACUGUCACGGCCCAGGUUCGCCCUCGCUGCGGACGCCUUGUGGCCUUCAGCUCUGGUGUGGAGAAUCCUCAUGGUGUAUGGGCCGUGACACGGGGACGACGCUGCGCCCUAGCACUGUGGCACACAUGGGCACCUGAGCACAGGGAGCAGGAGUGGACAGAAGCCAAACAGCUGCUGCAGGAGCCGGAGGGGGAGGAGGACGAGGAGGAUGAAGAGAUGCCCAGCAGAGACCCUUCCCCAGAACCCCCCAGCCGCAGGCUUCAGCGGGUCCAAGACAAGGCUGGAAAGCCACCUCGGGUCCGGGAGGAGCUGUGAGCAGCUGAGCCAGCUCAUUGUGGAUGUGGCCUCUUGACUUGUGAAACGUCACCUCCAUGCCAGGACCCACAAGAAGUCCCCAUGUGACAUCAGGAGCAGAACAGCGAGCUGUCUGUCCCUGCCUCUCCACCAUUUGGGGAUCCACAAGGAUUGCUCAGCCCUGAGCUCAGAGGACACUGCACAGACUAGCCCAGAGCUUGCCAGGCCUGGGGAGCCCAGCUUGGCCUCACUUGAUGGACCUGUAGCCCUAAGACAGAGGACACUAUGCAUCCCUGAAAAGAGAUGGCAGGGGCAGGAGGCUGACUGCUUUAAAUGAGGAUGAG
This is a messenger RNA of Cynocephalus volans (Philippine flying lemur), 2555 nucleotides long. RefSeq names its product prolyl 3-hydroxylase 3 (gene P3H3). Gene Ontology annotation, molecular function: iron ion binding; procollagen-proline 3-dioxygenase activity; L-ascorbic acid binding. Gene Ontology annotation, biological process: collagen metabolic process. Gene Ontology annotation, cellular component: endoplasmic reticulum. Lineage: Eukaryota; Metazoa; Chordata; Mammalia; Dermoptera; Cynocephalidae. The record is from RefSeq and is a predicted model, not a curated record. Bases 1 to 2232 code for a protein of 743 amino acids. The transcript has 15 exons.